AUGUUCCACACCAACAAGACUAUGUUCCACCCUGACACCUUUUAUCUCACAGGCAUCCCAGGACUCGAGACCUCCCAUGGCUGGAUCUCUCUGCCCUUUUGCUUUGUUUACUUGAUGGCUCUGCUGGGUAAUGUAACAAUUCUACUGGUCAUCUGGUCUGACCAUGCUCUGAGGGAUCCAAUGUUCUACUUUCUAGCUAUCUUAUCAACCAUAGAUGUAGCCCUCUCCACAUCCUCAGUGCCUCGAAUGUUAGGUAUCUUCUGGUUUGAUGCACACGAAAUUGGUUUUGGAGCCUGUGUGGCCCAAAUGUUUCUGAUACACACUUUCACAGGCAUGGAAUCUGCAGUCCUGCUAGCAAUGGCCUUUGACCGCUAUGUGGCUAUCUGUGCCCCCCUUCACUAUACAACCAUUCUAACUUUCCGAGUGUUGGCAGGCAUUGGUGUGGGUAUUAUAAUGCGCCCAGUCCUGCUCAUGUUGCCCAUUCUGUACCUAACCCAUCGUCUGCCCUUCUGUGAGUCUAGAAUUAUUGCCCACUCCUACUGUGAGCACAUGGGCAUUGCCAAAUUGGCUUGUGCAAGCAUUCGCAUUAAUGCCAUUUAUGGGCUUUUUGUGGCUUCUUUUCUUAUUUUGGAUGUGGCCCUGGUUGGAAUCUCUUAUGGCUAUAUUCUCCGAGCCGUUUUCCGUCUCCCUUCUCAAGAUGCUAGGCACAAGGCACUGAGCACAUGUGGCUCACAUGUUGCAGUUAUGUGCGUUUUCUAUACACCCUCCCUCUUUUCCUUCCUCACUCACCGAUUUGGCAAAAAAAUCCCUCGUUAUGUCCACAUUCUAGUUGCCAAUCUCUAUGUGGUCGUUCCACCUGCCCUCAACCCUCUUGUCUAUGGAGUAAGAACCAAGCAGAUUCGUGAGCAUGUAGUCCAUGCUUUCAACUCAAAGUAG
Ochotona princeps (American pika) is the source of this 936-nucleotide messenger RNA. RefSeq names its product olfactory receptor 52J3-like. The transcript has a single exon. Gene Ontology annotation, biological process: G protein-coupled receptor signaling pathway. NCBI's taxonomy places the organism in Eukaryota, Metazoa, Chordata, Mammalia, Lagomorpha, Ochotonidae. The coding region runs from base 1 to 936 and encodes 311 amino acids. Gene Ontology annotation, cellular component: membrane. Gene Ontology annotation, molecular function: G protein-coupled receptor activity; olfactory receptor activity. The record is from RefSeq and is a predicted model, not a curated record.